GCAUAGUGAUACGGAAACCAAAUCACCAAUAAAAUGGCUCAAAUUCAAUUGAAUGGAGCCAAUGUGCCAAGCAAUGGAAAUAGUAACAUAGACGAAAAUGAACCCUACCAAAUCAGCGACACCGACUUGGAUGAGCUGGACGAUGAGUGCUUGCUGGAGGAGGCCGAGUUGCCGGGCAGCGCCAACAGCCUGGGACGUGGCCCGUACGAGCGUGCCUGGACCACAGAUGCCACCCGCGCCCUGAUCCACAUACGCGGCCCCAUGGAGGGAAACUUCACGGAGGGCAGGCAGAAGCGAACAGCCCUCUGGCUGCACUGCACACGCCAAUUGCAGCGACUAGGAUUCCGCUACAGUGCCGCCAAAGUGCAGAAGAAGUGGCACAACAUCCUUAUCACGUACAACAAGAAUCUGACCAAGAAGUAUGUGUCUGGCUACGUCCACUGGGAGUUCUUUGAGGAGAUGUUCAAGUACUUGCAAGGCAAGAAGGCCGACAUGUCCCAGCAGUCCAAUCCGGCAACACAGCCACAGCAGCCACAGCAGACGUAUCAGCAGCUGCAGCAGCAACCGCAACCGCAGUUACAAAUGCAACUGCAACAGCCACCAUCAGAGCUGGCAGCAUUCCAGACAAAGCCCGGAACCCCAAAGAUCACGUUGCAAAUGCAGCCGCAGUUGAAGGAGGGACAGCCGUACAUUACGCCGGUGGAUCAGGUGCUGCUGCAGGACCAAAUGAAUAUGGACAGCAAGUCCAACGACGAGUUCGACGAGGACAGCAGCAAUAGUCUCUCCGAGGUCCGUCAACCGAAGCUCGAGUACGAUGCGGAUCAGGCUGCCGAGGCGGAGCGCACCAACGACAGCAGCCAGCAGCUGGAGACGACCAACGGAAAGAUGUUCGAGAUGACACAGCCGCAUGUCCAGCCACUGACGGACGACGUCUGGUGGAGGGACUACUUCGAGCGCAAGCUCGACCUGGAGCGCGAGAAAAUUGACCUGCAGCGGAGCCUGCAGCGGGAGCAGGUGCAGAUCCAGAAGAUGUCCAUGGUGCAGCAGGAGCGUAUCGAGCGGAUGAAGAUCGACGCCAUAAACAGUCUGACGGGCACUCUGCAGAAGCUCGUGGAGGCCAAGUGCCGACGUGCUUAGAUCUUUCUUCCUAUCGUAGUUAUAUCUGUAAUUUUGAUGUGUAGCCUCCUUCUGAGUGUUUCAGGCGUUUCUGGUCAUGUGUAAAUACAAUUUCGGCAAACUAUCAAA
Drosophila persimilis is the source of this 1245-nucleotide messenger RNA. RefSeq lists its product as uncharacterized. Bases 34 to 1137 code for a protein of 367 amino acids. The transcript has 4 exons. The record is from RefSeq and is a predicted model, not a curated record. Lineage: Eukaryota; Metazoa; Arthropoda; Insecta; Diptera; Drosophilidae.